GAAUUUGAAAUAAGCAUUAAGCAUGCACAAGUCCCGGGAUCUGCUGGCAGCUGGACCGUCCUGUUCCGUGAAAGGCUAAUAGUCAUAUACCUACCAAGGUUUUUUCCCCGUUGUCAUUCAGAGCGGAGCAGUGCACCACUAAAGCUGCCCUACAGCUGUGAGAAGUGACAAUGCAUUCAGCAAAUCAACCUGUAGACGCUUGGGGAUAAAAUGACUGGAGACCAUGGCCAGAAAGUCAUGCCAGCUCACUCCCGCUAGCAUGUCCAGCUGCAGCAAGUCUCCCCUCAUCUCUGGAGAAGGUUCUAACUCAACGGUAUGGGUGAAGAUGUUCAAAAAACAUGGAGGAGGCCUGAAGAAAUCCUAUCAGCCUGGUAGUAUGCUGUCUCUUGCCCUCACCAAAGGCCUGCUGAAUGAACCGGGACAGAAUAGCUGCUUCCUAAACAGUGCUGUUCAGUAUGACUAUCAAUAUGAUGUUUUUAAACCUUCACAGGUGCUUUGGCAGUUAGACAUUUUCAGAAGAAGUUUACGACAGCUGUCAGGUCACUUUUGUCUUGGUGAUGCCUGUAUUUUCUGUGCUUUGAAGAGUAUAUUCAGCCAGUUUCAGCAGAGUAGAGAGCGUGCCCUGCCCUCUGACAGUCUGCGAAAUGCCUUAGCUGAAACUUUUAAGGACGAGCAGCGCUUCCAACUGGGCUUGAUGGAUGAUGCUGCUGAGUGCUUUGAAAACAUCUUGGAGCGGAUUCAUUUGCACAUCGUCUCAGAUACUGCACCUGAUGAUUGUUCAUCCAAAUCCUGCAUUACUCAUGAGAAGUUUGCCAUGACACUGUAUGAGCAGUUUGUUUGUCGCGGCUGUGGUGCCUCUUCAGACCCUCACCCCUUUACAGAAUUAGUGCAUUAUGUCUCAACCACUGCUUUGUGCCAACAGGUCAAUGGAAUGAUUGGUAAGAAUGAAAAGCUGAAAUCAGACUUGUUUGGAGAAUUGCUGCAGGCAGCAAACACCAUAGGUGACCUCCGAAACUGUCCGAGUAACUGUGGUCAGAGCAUCAAGAUCUGGCAUGUACUCAUGAAUUGUCCAGAGAUUGUUACCAUUGGAUUUGUAUGGGAUGCUGAGCAGUCUGACCUAACAGACGACGUCAUCCGGUCAAUUGGCCCACACUUGAACCUUUCUGGGCUCUUUAACCGUGUUAUUGAUGAGAAAGCCAAAAGGAGUGAACUACACUUAGUAGGGAUGAUCUGUUUUUCUAGUAAACACUACUCAGCAUUUGCCUAUCACACCAAAUCUUCAAAAUGGGUGUUCUUUGAUGAUGCUACAGUGAAGGAGAUUGGCUCCAAAUGGAAAGAUGUUGCAUCUAAAUGUAUCCGAGGACAUUUCCAGCCGUUGCUUUUGUUUUACACCAAUCCUGAUGGGACUCCAAUCUCCAGUGAAGAUGCACCUAGGCAAACUACCAUGUGUUCCCGUUACAAAGCCCAAGUCAAUGGUGAGGCAGCAGUGAAAAAUCCCCUUGGCAGUCCAAAUAAAUUCCGGGAACCUUUAAUGGAAAUUGGGCAAAGAACUAGUGAGGCACUAAAAAAGGAGAGGGGGCAUCGGAGAGCUGACGCACUGCAACACAAAGAGAUGCCACACGCUAGAUCUUCAUCUCCUCUGGACAACAGACUGAGAUCACCUGCAGACCAGAAAUUAAACAGCUGUUCACGGACGGAGAAGUCAUUCAGUCACACAAGCAGAGGAUGUCCGGAGCCACACGGGCAGUCAUCUGGGGUACAAGGUGGAGGGCAGAGCUGGAGGAACAACACGUCCCUAAGUCACCACGAUCGGGACAGCAGCCAGGAGCAAUUGGAGAAAGGUGGAGGUGGAGGAAGCCGCAACAAACCCAAGUCCACAUGGAGGCCUAUUCGGGAGGUGUUAAAUGUGGACAGUGUACUGAAUGAACUGGAACAACGUCGUCAGCAGCAUCAGGACAGCCCGCGGCAAAGUAAGCCUUCUUCACAGGAGAGGAGUAACACAGAGCGAGACUGGGAACGUGAGCGGGAAUGUAUUCGAAACCGAGAGCAGAAGUGUUUAAUGACCAUCUAUGAGGAUGAGCAACGGCAUGAGACGGAGAGCCACAGCUCUGUAGAAUCAGACAGCCGGUCUAACCCACCAAGGGGCAGCAGACUUAAGAGCGGCCCCAAGACCCUGUUGCGCAGUGACACCUGGACAAUUCAGAGGACCGAAUCAGGCUACGAGAGCAGUGAUAGACUAAGCAGUGGCUCCACAAAUCCAGACUCACCUGGGGUGGACAGCUUUGCUAUUAAAGAUCAGAAACUAACUCUAGAGGCACACAUGCAAAGUCAGAACCAGCUGCAUCAAAACAGAGGCGAUGUCAAACCAAGUGCAAUGCGACCACCUUCACUUAAUGGUAAACAUCAAACCAAAACUCAGGGGAACAACUCUGACCAAGUUUCAUAUACAUAUCUGAAGUGUAGUCCAAGUUCAAGACGGAAGUCAAAAUAUAACUCGGGCAACUCAAGAAAAGUUGUAACCACAGAGCGGGAUCCCUCCACCGAUAACAGGACUGGGAAGACUCAGCAGCAAGAGAUGCCAAGCUGUAGAUUGCACCAUGAAGAGAGUGCAGCCCUGAAGCACAUCGUGAAAACCAGUAGUUCUGAGUGGAACAGUUCAGAUGAUCUUGCUCUCUCCGAGCCUGAGGAGAGGGACAGUGCCUGCUGCUCCAGCAACAGUGAGGCCGUGACCUCCGAUUCCCAGUGUUCCCGUCUGGCUCUCCCACACCACUCCCACAGAAGCAUGAUGGCAGACACUUCUCACCCACUGAGUCAGCGUCAGCUAGCUACAAUUGUGCCCCAUUACCUGAGGCCCAGCCAGCAAGUCUCUUCUCAUCAGGGUGAAACUACCCACACUGUUUUCCGCCCUCGGCAGCUUCAAGAAGUACAGAGUCCACAUCUCUCUGCCAGAGCAGCUUCAUCGUAUGCUAGUCCUCACAAAAGGGCUGAAAUUUCAGGCCACAGACCCAGCUUAGAUGGCAGCUUUAAGUCAGGCUCGGGCCCAGAGAGGAGUACCCUUUCGUCAUAUGACAGUGAGGAAAGACCAUCUGGAUGCAGAUCGACAGGAGCAGACCAGGUGGUGCCUCCCCAGGAGGUUUCUCUGACGACGUAUUUCAACGUGGACAACUGUAUGACGGAAACAUACCGCCUCAAGUACCACCACCAGAGACCUCUGGUCCUCUCUGCCACCGUGCCACGGACGGCGGGCAUGACUGAGCACAGAGACACCAGCCACACACUCUCUGUAGUCAUACACUCACAAGAUGUGCCAAAAACCAGACCUGAAACAAGCCAUAAUAGCAAUAAGCCCACAGCAAAAUGGAACCCAGUGACUGCCAAAGGACUGGAUGAUCGUGGCUUUUUAUAA
Molecule: messenger RNA, 3406 nt
Organism: Lampris incognitus (smalleye Pacific opah)
Lineage: Eukaryota; Metazoa; Chordata; Actinopteri; Lampriformes; Lampridae
Gene: usp53b
Product: ubiquitin specific peptidase 53b
Exons: 17
Coding region: 224-3406 (1060 amino acids)
Biological process (GO): protein deubiquitination; sensory perception of sound; response to auditory stimulus
Cellular component (GO): cell-cell junction
Molecular function (GO): cysteine-type deubiquitinase activity
Source: RefSeq, a predicted model, not a curated record